AUGAAAAUAUUUAUUUUCGCUCUUGUUAUUCUGUGCACAUCAUAAGUAUCAUUCAAAAGUGUAGGUUAUUGUGGUUGUGAAUAUGCUAAAAAUGAAGAUCUUUGUAAAGAAUUUAGAAGACUUGAUUAUUGUGAAUGGAACUAAGGAAAGUGCAUUCAUUUAAGUUAUGAAUAAAUGUGCGCCUAAUUAACAACUAAGACUGAUUGUGAAGAAUUGGAAUUUCAUCUUGACUUCGAUAAUGGGAUACGUUGCACAUGGUCAGAUAACAAGUGCAUCACUAAAAAAAUUACUUGUGAGACAUCAAAAAGUUGCAUUGAUGAUGUUAUGGGUUGCUAUAGGAAUGCAUUUAAGAAAUGCACAGCCCCUACAACUACAACUUGCUCUGAUUAUCGUUAUGGCAUCUUAGAGGGUGAUCAUACUUAAUGCCCUUCUCAAUGUAUGAAAUCUAAUUCAACAAAUAUUUGUGAAGAAUACAAUUGCAAAAAGCUUACAACUUAGAAAGAAUGCGAGAAAGUUUCAGGGUAUGAACUAUCAGAUGAAAGAUAUUUUUAUUGUAAUUGGUCAAUUGAUGGAUCUUGCGACCUUAUUGAGACGGGCUUAGAAUGUAGCAAGUAUAACAAAUAUGAAAAAGUGUGCAAGGCUUCAGGGUAUUGCAUUUAUGAAGAUAAUUAAUGUUAAAUAUAAAAAUGCUCUGAUCAAAUAUCGAUAGAAACAUGUACAACAAUUGGAAAUAUCUUUUCAACAACUUUAUGCACUUGGAAAAAUGGUUAUUGCUAUGAGUCUACUGAAGAAGAAUUUCAAUAAUAAUGUAAAGAGUAGUAGUAUUCAUUUUUUCGUUUUUUAUUUUUUUUAAAUGAAAAAGGAGAAUGCUAAAGAUGUAAAUCUAAUUCAAUUUAGACAAAUAGCACAGAUGA
This is a messenger RNA of Paramecium sonneborni, 914 nucleotides long. Lineage: Eukaryota; Ciliophora; Oligohymenophorea; Peniculida; Parameciidae. The record is from the annotation of a GenBank genome assembly.